Molecule: messenger RNA, 3061 nt
Organism: Nilaparvata lugens (brown planthopper)
Lineage: Eukaryota; Metazoa; Arthropoda; Insecta; Hemiptera; Delphacidae
Product: trehalase
Exons: 10
Coding region: 33-1820 (595 amino acids)
Biological process (GO): trehalose catabolic process
Molecular function (GO): alpha,alpha-trehalase activity
Source: RefSeq, a predicted model, not a curated record
AAAGGAGAGAUAACCUGAAGCAGAUCCAAGAAAUGGAUUAUUUGAAAGUUGCUAUCAUUUUAUCAACUUUAGCAACUGUAAAAGGCUGUCGCUUUUGUCCAAAGACUAAUCACAGGUCAAAUCCUAUUGAACGUGAUCCCAUACUUGAGGAAUUUCCAAUUAUAAUAAACGAUGUACCGCAAGGUUGCAAUAGUGAAGUUUACUGCAACGGAGAUCUACUGCAUGAAGCAUCUUUACUUGGGUUUAAUUACCUUCAAUUGAAACUUAAAAAGCCUGAGUCAUUUGUCAUUGCAAGAUUCAAAAUAAUGAAGGCAAAAAAGCAUGGUGAGGCCAUAACCUAUACUGAGAUGGAAGAUCUUAUCAAAGAAAAUUUCGAGAACGGGAAUGAACUAGAACCCUGGACUCCAUCUGAUUUCAAUGACCAUCCCAGAUUUCUGGAUGAAAUCGAUGACCCAGAUUACAAAGUGUGGGCUUAUGAGCUGAACCAGUUUUGGAAAAUAUUGGCCAGGAAAGUGAGUUCAGAUGUGGAGAGAAAUCCUGAUCACUAUUCACUCAUCUAUGUACCAAAUGGUUUUAUAAGCCCAGGCGGCACAUCCAGAGAACUACACUACUGGGACUCCUAUUGGCUAGUGAAGGGUCUCCUGCUUAGUGACAUGCACGACACAGCACGCGGUGUUAUUGACAAUCUGCUCUAUUUGCUCAAAAGAUACAGCUUUGUGCCGAAUGCUAAUCGCAUGUACUUCCUCAAUGGAAGAUCGGCGCCACCGUUGUUAAUCAAAAUGGUCGACGAUUACUAUGAGAAAACAAGAGAUGACGAAUUUCUAAGAGAAGUGGUUACGGAGCUCACAUUCGAACUCAACCACUGGAUAAACUACAAUAUGGGUCCUCUGACAUUUAAUGACAAAGAUUAUUUCAUGGCCUGUUAUUACGUGGUCUCAGAGGAGCCUAGACCUGAAUCUUACAGGGACGAUUACAUGAUCGCACGGAUGUUUAACACUGCAAAAGAAAAAAAUAAAUUCUACUCAAACGUUCAUUCAGCAACGGAAUCUGGAAUGGAUUUCACAUCGAGAUGGUUCAUCAGAAACAAAUCUAAUGCUGGUAAUACAUCGGAUAUUGCAACAACAGAAAUAGUACCGGUUGACUUGAACGCCAUUCUCCAUUACAAUGCUAGAAAAAUAAGUGAAUGGUAUUUCAAGCUAGGAGAAGAUGAGAAGGGCGCUCACUACGAGGUUUUAUCCGUCAUCAUUCUAAAAGGAAUCAAUGAAGUUUUGUGGGACAAAGAUGAAGGCAUGUGGUUCGAUUACGACAAUGAAAACCAAAAGAGAAGAAAAUACUUCUAUGCUUCAAACCUGACUCCCCUUUGGACCAAAAGUUAUCCAACAGAUUGGUCGAAAGAUGAGCUAACUAAUAACGUUCUCUUCUAUUUGGAAAGAAUGGACUUGGAUAAAUUCGAUGGAAUACCAAACUCACUGACAGAGACUGGGGAGAAAUGGGAUUUUCCCAAUGCCUGGGCUCCAUUGCAAUCAAUGAUUGUUGAGGGUCUGGAGACACUUGGCACAGUUGCAGCCAAGAUAAAAGCUUACCAGUUGGCGAAUCGAUGGAUAAGAACUACCUAUGGAGGAUACAAAACGAGUCACGUGAUGUACGAUAGGUAUGAUGCCUCAGCUUUUGGAGAAUCGAGAAGUGACGAUGAUUACUCGCCUCAGAAAGGAUUUGGAUGGACUAACGCUGUAGUACUUCAAUUUUUAAAGGAAUAUGGAAAGAUGAUAGGAUGGGAAAAUGACUUGGAGAUGGAAAAACGUUUCAUGCAUUAUUUAUAGAUAAUUAUAUGGGUGCAAUAGAAGAACUAAAAAUACAGUAGAAGAUAAAAAAUUGAACAUAAUCAUAAUAGAUUAUGAUUAAUUAACGAUCCCAAAUUGAAAAAAUAGAAUAUAUAAAGAAACAGAGAAAGUAUAAUCAUAUAAAUGAGAAUGAAUCAACAAUGAUUAGUCUUUUCAGAAGUAAAUUAGGUUUUACUAAGAUCUACUCACCAGGUCAGACAUAUUAUAAUUUAGAGUCUAGAUUACCGUAUAUGGAAUAGUCCGUAUUUUUUUCCUGACGAUGAAACUAUAUUUUAAUUCCACCAAAUGUUAAAGUUCUUGAAGGUAUAAGCAUAUAAAAAUAGAUCAUUAUAUGAUAUUGGUUUCGGUGAGAGUGAUUGAACAUAAAGUAUUUGAACUUGACUUGUAUUGAAAGAAAAGUUGUGUACAUUACCAUAGACUAGAAUUUGUAAUUUAUGAACAUGUACAUGAGAUAAUUUAUAUUAAUGCAGAUUUUCUGAAUGUGUCUUUUCAUUAAGUAAUUUUAUUGAAUCAAUUGAUUAAAUUUUGAAUUGAUUGAUAAAUAAUAAUAAUGACUGAUAAUAGUUUUGAGUCAGUUGUAAUACAUUCUGUUUGCGAAUCAUUAUUGAAUAAAGUGACUGAAAUCGUCACAAACACUGAAAGAACAUCAUUAAAAUUAAGAGUUUGAUAGAAAUUGAUAAGUUGUAACGACCGGAACUAUUUUUUCGUUUUAGGUUAUACAAAAAUAUGAAGAAAAUAAAUAAACAUGUAGUUGAGAAAACUCGCUGUAUUCUGAUUUAUCAUCUACCAAAAUACCAUCUCCAUAUUAUACUACUAUUGCACAGAGUUCAUCAAUAUCUAUUACAAUUUCAAAUAUAAUUAUUGCAGACUAAAAUGCUCGGAAAAUGAAAUCACAUACACAAUUCAAUACUUAAAUCUGCAUUUCACUAUUAUUUUCACUACUAUAUAGGAAACAUAAGUUUAAGAAGAAACUCAAGACAAUUUAAAUCAUAAUUUGAUGCAUCAGCUCUUUCAAAGAUAUAUUUAUCUAGCAAGAGUAGAGUGGAUAAAAGAGUGAUGAAAUGAAAAGUCAGCAAAAAAUGAACAAAGAAAUAAUAAUUCAUGAAUACAACAGCAACAGAGUUUCGAGAAAUAAACAAAAUCGGAACAUAUUGAAACAUUUAAAUCAUAUUAGGCUACACAGUCACAAGAAAAUCACCAGGUUCCAGUUCAAGUCCCAA